Paramisgurnus dabryanus is the source of this 7524-nucleotide messenger RNA. RefSeq names its product coiled-coil domain containing 141 (gene ccdc141). The record is from RefSeq and is a predicted model, not a curated record. NCBI's taxonomy places the organism in Eukaryota, Metazoa, Chordata, Actinopteri, Cypriniformes, Cobitidae. Gene Ontology annotation, molecular function: protein binding.
CCCUGUCAACAUAGUCGACUGUGUCUGUGCCGUAAAGUUCAUUCAAGCCCUCGGAGCCCGCGAGAGCCCAAAUGUUGGAAGAUCUUCUUUGGUGAGAGGUAACAAGGAGUUUACCUGCAGGGCGGAUGGACCUUUGAUGUGGAUGUAGGUGCUGUCACUUUAAAGAAACCCUCAACCCCGGAGACUCCGUUCUGUUUGGGUUUUGCUGUCUGCUUUGUUUGGCUGUGAAGUUCUGGAAAGAGUCGAGAGGUGGAGAUCUGGAUUACAGGAGGUCCUGAGCUUAAUUCUGACCUUUCUGGUUGUUUGGACACGUGGACUCGGGGAAUAGUGUCCACAAUGUCCAGUGAAGGUGAUGCUGGAGGUCAACCUUCCACAACAACAAUCAGUACUGUGGCUGUGCAGGCUGGAGAUUCACAGAUUGUUGUAGCUGUGCUAAAGUGUGGAGAAUUGCUGCAACUACAGUUGACUGAAGCACAACCCAACCUCCUGGAGAUCGGAAACAACAAGGAUGAGUCCGAAAAACUUUUACAGGAACACGAGCAGCUUCUAACCAAACUGAAGAAACAUGAAGAAGGAGUGUUGGCUCUGUUGGAGAAGGCUGAUAAAACAGCGAAGGAAAAGCCGGGAGAGGAGGCGGUGUAUGAGGCCAUGGCUGUCUCUCUCAGUGAGGCUUGGAAGACACUGGUGACCCAUCUUGAGAAAAGGAGAUCUCUGCUGAUAUUGGCUUGCCAUUUUUUUGAAUGUGCACUGGAGUUUGCCAUCAAGAUCGAUGAAGCUGAGGACUGUCAGAGUGUUGAUCAAGGGCUGACGGCAGCAGACAACAGGAAUGAAAUGCUUCAGAGAUACAGUACUAUUAGAAAAGGAAUGCUGGAGAAGUCAAUGCUGGUAUUGAAUAAAAGUCGUGAGCUGCUGGAGUUUAUAAAGGACUUUCGAUCUGAACAAGCCAUGCGGUAUGGUAAAGCUUCUCAUGGGGCCUGGAACAGCGCUCGAAAGGUUGAAGGUUUAAUGGAGAUUCUGCAGGAUAGGCGCAGACAAGUGGAUCUUCAUAUGAGACAACAACAGCAUGAGCGGGACAUGAUCUAUCACAUUUGCCAAUGGGAGCAACAGGAAGAGGAAGUAACAAGGUGGUUUAACGAAAAGAUGGCUUUGUUCCUGGAAAACAAUCAGCUGGGUUCAUCCCUGUCAGAAAAUGAGGACUUAUUUCAGGAAUACAAAGAGUUUGAACAGAAAGUCAAGGACUGGGGUGUGCUGGUUGAAAAGCUACUACAGGAAGCAUCUGAACUGCUUUCCAUAAAUAAUUGCUCGGACCUUGAGCGUUUGUCUGAGAAGAGUGAGAAACUAAAAGCCUCGCAUCGGCGGAUCUUCAGUCUGAUGAUAACUCGUCUGUCUGAUCUACAGGAGAGCAAUGCCUUUUACAGGAGUGCUAAUAAAGCAUUUGAAGUGUUGGGAGGCAUAGAGGUUGCCAUUAAGGAGUUGAAGACUAAAUCUCUGCCAUUACCCGAGCUAGCCAAGAAACACGAAGAGUUUUCACGCAGUAUAAAAGAAGCGUCCACAGAGCCUUUUCAGAGAGGUCAGGGGUUACUUCAGAAACUCAACCCACAAAGUGUUGGAGGACUGCAGAGGAUGCUGGGAUACAUCAAAGAAAGAGUGGAUGUGCUGAACCAAGAGUGCCACGCACACAGGAAGCUAACAGACACAAGACAGCAGGUGAUGUCAUCAUUUGAAGAUGUUGUAGAUAAGGUCUCUACUUGGAUCAAAAAAAGCCACAGUGUUCUCUCGGCUAAUACAGAACCUGGUUCAACUUUACCUGAGGCUGAGGACAUCCUUAACAAACAUGUUGAGCUUCUCUCACAGUCUCAGGAUGUGAUAAGAGAAUCCGAGCCUAUUGCUGGUUUUAUAAAAGAGCUACGAGGGCUGGAAUCCACCGAGACAGCCGAGUUGUCCAACAAAGCCUCGCUUUUGGCAGAGGAGAUGAAAACGCUGGUCAGGAACAUUUCAUUACACGUUGAGAGUCUCAGACCGUAUGUGGAUUUCUUGCGCUGUGCUGAUGAGGUUGAGGAACGCAUUAGGACUUUGCAGGAAUGCUACAAGAACAAGCCAGAAGAAGAGGAGGAAAAUGAAGGUGCAGGAGCAUCCAUGAAGGACAUGCUGGAUGUAAAGUGGCAGACGCUGCUGCAGAGGUUUUUUACCAUGCAGGACCUGGGUAACAACUUCAUCAACUCUUCUAACAUGGUCAGUGGCAACCUGAAUCUGAACGUUAAAGAAGCAGGACAUGUUGUAGAGAAAUAUAUGGAGGCCCUGAGCAAGAAAAAAUCUGAGUUGUCUGACUUGUGGACAUCUUGGCAACUUCAUUAUAGUCAGAUCAAAUCUGUGAAAAAGCAGUGGAAAAGAUUCAAGGAUCAGGUCAAAAAGGUUCUUCAUGAUUUAAGGUCAAUGGAGGAGAUCUUUGCUCCAGCAUCAAAAGUUGAUUUGGGGGGUGAUGCUCACACUGUGUCUAAACUACAGGAGAACUUCAACUCGGCAAAGCCUCAGUUCCUUCAACUAAAUGCAGAAGUGGAAUUCCUGGUUAAGACCUCGGAGCUGCUUGCAUUAAAAGGAAUACCGAUCAAAGAGAAGAAUGAGAAAGUUUCUGAGCUCCUGCAAUUGCAUCAGCGUGUCAGAGAUAAGAUGAGAGAGUAUGAAACCGUUCUUAGCAUGGCUGUCAAAUUUCAUCAGCUUUAUCAAGAGCUGGAUACUGUAUUAAAAGCCGAACCAGUGGCUGUGUUUAAUGACACCAUCCAGGCCAGAACUCAACUGAUUCAACAUCAGGAGCGACAAAAGCACGUUCAGCAUCUGUACACGCUCGCUCUCUCACUGGGUGCUGACAUCACCAACACUGUACAGCAGUCGCGCCUGCUGGUGUUGUCAGUAGAGCGGUUAUAUGAGAAGCUAGAAAAGUUGGAAAGAGGAAGCACUAACUGGAUCACAGAGGCAAACAAGUGUGAAGAGAGUUUAAUGAGCAACGUCCACUGCUGCAUCUAUAAAGAAGAGAUCAGUGAGCUGAGGGAGUCCUUUAAGGAUCUCAAAAAGAAAAUCAACAAUUUGAAAUUCAACUACAUUAAGAAAAAUGAAAAGUUAAGAAAUCUAAAGGCUGUGAAAAAUCAGAUCCAGCAAAUUGAGAUAUACAUAGAAAAGCUGCAGGUUUUAAAGAAGAAGCUUCAAGCCUUUACUCAGAAGGUAUCCAGCAGCUGUGAGAAGCAUUUAAUUGGCAACAGUCUCAGAGAGAUAGAAGCUAACUCAAAUGAGCUGCAGAGACAGGUGGGCGACUUUGACAGGACGGUGGAGGAAUAUAAACAGAACCUGGAAAUGAAUGUCAAGCUCCAGCAGGCUUUAGAAGAGUAUAAUUUCUGGUGUGAUGAAGCGAGCUCCACAAUUGUACGCGUGGGUAAAUAUUCAUCCCAGUGUAAGACUAAGGAAGCGGUCAGCAGUCUUUACAAACAGUUUGAAAAGUUUAUUUUGCCCACAAUACCACAGCAAGAGGAGAGGAUAAGACAGAUCACAGAGCUGGCGGUGCGGUUACACGGUGCUGAUGAAGGAAAAAAAUAUAUGGAGAAAACGAUUAACAAGCAUCAUGAGAUGGUGGAAUCAGUAAAAGAACUGUCGAAUGGGCUGUUGGACCUCGAGGCCAAACUACAGUUAGAAACCCUGAAACAACCUUCGACACCUGAGGACAACAACAAACGGGACACUAUUGAUACACCUGAGCAAAAAGAAAGUGGACACACCCCUGAGAUGACCGGACCACACUGCACUAAAGAAAUACCCAUCGACAAGAAACAUCAGCUGCGCAAAACCAGAAGCCAUGAUUUGCCUGACAAACUUCAUUCAGAGCAUCAGAAGGUGUCAGAGAACAGUUUUUACAAAGAAGAAGCGUUCUCCAAAACAAGCAAGGUGGAGACCAUUACAAGUAAAUCUACUGAGAAAAGAGAGGAGAUGCACACCUCCUUUAUUCAUAUGCACACCAUUAGCGUGAGCCAUUCCCCUGCUGAGCGAGAUAAGAGGAGGUGCACGCUUCAGCAAACCAAGAGGGACUCGCAAGAAACCCCACCUCCCCCUCCACCCCCACGAGAUCAAGGCAUAUCACGACCAGGCAUCCAAAAGGAGUUUCAGGGUACAGAUAAACACAGGAUUAACUCUGAUGAGAAGUAUCAGGGCUUUAGUAAACCUCUUCUGUCAGAUUUAAAGAAUCUGGGUCAUCACUCUCUAGAAGAGGAUUUUUUGCCACAUGGAACACCAGAACCAUCGGGUCCAGCAGGAAGCGUGCCUGACGGUGACUUCCAUCCUGAACUUCUCACAGAGGAAUCGCUCUCCAAUGAUGAAUAUGAAUGCACCUCACCGGACGACAUCUCCCUGCCUCCGUUAUCAGAGACCCCAGAAUCCAACAUUAUUCAGUCUGAAAAUGACCUAGAUGAUGGCUAUUGCGUGAGCUCUCACAGCCUUCGCAUUAACCAGCACAGUCAUCAGUCCCAUACCCAACACGGGGACACCCUUCACCAGAAGCGAGACUGGAUGUCCAGCCAGGCCGAGAGCAACCCAUCUCCCACUACUGGUUCGGGUGCUCGGUUCAGAGCAGAAUCGUCGUCUUUUGUUCAAAGCCCCCUUUCGGUUCCCGCUCCAAGUCUCGUAUCAAACACCCUCACCAGCAUAUUAAAGAGCAAAUUGGGCAACCCACCAGCCAGCCAUACUGAAUGCCAUACAAUAGUGCAUGAGAGUCAUUCAGAAAUGCAACAGUGUGUGCAUGAUUCGGGUAAACAGCCCAAUAACACGCAUGCUAACCCUACCACAUUAACCACAGAGUCGGACUCAGAUGUUUGCAAGCCCGCAGCCAUUCGAGAGGAGAUCAGGCGGGCACCAUCCGCAAAGGUCAUUGGUAACCUGGCAGCUGGCUCGGGCCCUAACUUCACCAAACCUUUGUCUAAUGCCACAGUAAUGGAGGGCUCUCCGGUGACCCUGGAAGUGGAAGUCACUGGAUUCCCUGAGCCUACAUUAACCUGGUUCAAGAAUGGACACACACUGGCCAAUGAUGAGCACAUACAACUGUCCAAUAAAGAUGGCAAGCAUGCUUUGUACAUUCAGAGCGCUGCAGUGACAGACUCUGGGCAGUAUGCGGUUACCGCCUCUAACUCAGCCGGUACCGUCCCCUCCAGUUCAAUGCUACAGGUGAAAGGUAACGACAGCCCUGACUUUGACCUUCUCAAACUGGAUUGGCACACCUGCUUUGGCACUUUGUGUUUCUUCUUGUGGCUGCUCUACCUGCUUUUGUUUUAACGGACACGGCCUUUAAUGUUAACAAGGAAAGCACCUGGAUGUGCAUUUCUCACCGUUUAGGGUUUCCUCACGUCACCUAACUACUGGUGCACAUUAUUAACUGUCUUUGGUAUGAAAGGUACAAGUGCUUUUUUACCAUUCGAAUUUGGCGAGCAAAAGGUCCAGAUGCAUUUUGACUUGAGGAAGGUACUGUUACAUGCUGUUCCUGGCCUUGACUACUUAGGCACAGUUUGAUUAACGUGCUCAUCUGGGUUGGUAAAAUGCCUGUAGUGAUGUAGUGACUCAAUGUUCACCACACAAAAAUGGUACCAAGCUGUCACUGUAGUGGUACUCUUUCAAAAAGUACAGCAUUGUACCUAAAGAAUUCAUAUUAAUUCUUCAAAGAUACAUAUUGGUACCAAGGGUCGUAUCAUACCCACGGUGCAAUGCGUGACGCAAGUGUCUUUUGCUAGUUUCAACCCGGCGCAAUUAUAAUUUUCACGUUUAGUGCCACGUUGUUUAAAUAGCAAAUGCAUUUGCACCCAAUUUUGCCCUCAUGGGCGUUCUGGUCUGAAAACGAGGUGUGUUCAGGCGCAUUGUUGGCAAAUUGCUAUUUUGAGGCAACUAAAAUAGACGACAGCAUUGACGAACUAAAUAACACAAUUAUUUUACAUUAAUCUUAAACUGGGGAUCUUCUUCCUCUGCUUAGUUUUUCAGUUUACAAAGUCCGUCAUCUAAAAAGGGAUUAGACAUAGCGCCAGCGCAACGCAACUGGCUUUUAAAGGGGAUGAGAGCUGAGACUCUCAUUGGUCUAUUGCACGUUAUGCCAAAAACACACCCAUUACUCAUUACAAGAAUAGGAACAACCCUUUUCGAUUGUGCGUUUGGCGCACAAACCAUUUUUCCCAUCGUUACAUUAGCAAAAGUAGAAUUGGACAAGCCCGUUUAGACCGCGCGCUUAAGAUCAUGCGCUAAGAUCGGUAAAAUAGGGCCCCAAAUGUAUACAUAUUAGGACUUUCGGUACCCCUCUUUUACUGAAGUGGUGCGCUUUCAAAAUUGUACCUAAAGAAUUCAUAUUAUUCUUCAAAUGUACAUAUUGCUGCACCUUUUUAAAGGGUACUGCCCCAGUGACAGCUAAGGACCAUUUUCAACCAUUUCUUUCUGACAGUGAACUUAUAACGAAGUUGCAAAUUUUCAGUUGUUGGUUCUUAGUAGUUUGCUAAUUUCACAAAUAUUUGGAUGUGGAAGUGAAGACGAAAUUGUACAUCAACUCUUGCAUCACAUAGGUAACAAGUACUGCAAUGUAUUGGGGUACAUUCUUAUCCUGGUUUCAUAACAUCACAGAGAAAAAAAAUUAUCGUAAACAUGGCAAUUGGACAGAUUCAGAAUGGCAUGGUUUUGCAACAAGACAAUGGUUAAAAACGCCCUAUAAGAUACAUAAACCAAAGCACAGAAGCAAUAGGAUAUGGGUACCUGUAGUUGAUAUGAAGUAGCCUAUUUUUGUUGUUAUGUACUGUAGUGAAAUGUUAUGAAUUAUUUUCAACACCAUUUUGCUCAGACUGGAAUAUUUGUCCUCAUAAACAUUCAUUUGGCUGGUCCAUUUACCAUGAACUAGUAAAAGAAUAUUAAAAAAAUGGUGACCUGUUACAGGGCCUAAGACAUACAGUUUCUCUACUGUAUACUUUAUAUAAAAAAUUGUGUCAGCUACCCAAAUAUUUUUUGUUGUUGUUGAACACUGAAAUCAUAAUAUUUUGUUUGCAUGAAAAUUCAACAUUUAUUGAAUUAUUCUGUAUGUAUUCCUUUUUUAGUAUAUGUUUAUUAUAAGUGCAAAUUGAUCUUUCAUUUAUCUAACAAUGUGCACACAAUUAAUUGUUUAAUUAAUUAAGCCCUGGUUUUUGUUAUUUAAAUUUACAGUUCCAUACUAACAAGAUUUGACAAUUAAAAUGUUAUUUAUUUAUAAAGAGUUUAUAUGCGUUUUAACUGGUGUCACUUGUUUUUAUGUACAUUUCAUUAUAUGUAUAGAGUUGUACAUUAUCAAUAUAAAUGAGAACUACAUUCAUUGUUAAACACACACACUUAAAAAAUGCUGGGUAAUUUUUAACCCACCAUUGAGUUAAAUAACCGAGAAAAUUUUUAUAUUUGACCCAACGAUGGGUUUGUUGCAUUUUGGUUUGAAACAACCCUCAUAGGUUGUGUUUGUCCCUUUUUGACCCAACACCAGGUAAAAAAAAAACCAAA